Messenger RNA from Telopea speciosissima, 1290 nucleotides. RefSeq names its product probable membrane-associated kinase regulator 2. Bases 28 to 1290 code for a protein of 420 amino acids. Gene Ontology annotation, cellular component: plasma membrane. The record is from RefSeq and is a predicted model, not a curated record. Lineage: Eukaryota; Viridiplantae; Streptophyta; Magnoliopsida; Proteales; Proteaceae. The transcript is spliced from 2 exons.
AUCACUCUUGCGCUGGCUCUACCAACCAUGGAAGCUUUCAGCUUGCUGAAGUACUGGAGAGGUGGGGGAGUUGCAGGAAAUAAUGAAAGUAUCAUACCUGACAGUACUACCAUAUCCACCACUCUUCAACAGCAACCUGUGGUGGACACAGAUGACGACGAUGUGGACGAUGGGUCCUUCUUCGACAUGGAGUUUAAGGUGCCCGACAACGAUGAUGGUGAAGGCGGAGACGACAAUGAUAACAGCAGCGGAGUUGACGAGGAAGAUGACAGUGUGUCAUCGGCAUCAGCGGGAAUCGAUGGAGAGGGAGAGUUUAACUUCACGGUGUCUUCUGGGUCGAGCGAUAGUAGAACAGACCCGGACCCUUCACUUUCCCCUUCUGACGAUCUGUUCUUCAAAGGAAGGCUUUUGCCGCUCGAACCUUCGUCCCUCAUAUUCAACCAUUCUGAACCAAACUCCAAGCCUCAGUUCCCUGUCUCCUUGUUGAAAUCUGCAACCAAGUUUCGUAUUCUCAUGUUGGGAUUUAAGAAGCCCAAAUCGACGAUGGCUGACAAGAUGGAGAGAAACGCUGCUGAUGGGGCUAGUCCAAAACAGCAGCAAGGGAAAUUUUUCGCGGUGAAAUUUAAGGUGGAAGAGGUCCCCAUCGUUUCUCUGUUUACUAGAGAGAAUAGUUCGAGAAGCUUUGGAAGUAAGCUUCAGAAGCAGAACUCCGAAGAGGCAACCACGGAUGAUAAGAAGUUUUCGAAGGAUGUGGUGCAAAAGUAUCUGAAGAUGAUCAAGCCGCUCUACGUAAAGGUUUCGAGAAGGUAUGGGGAGAAGCUGAAAUUUUCUGGACAAUUGAGCUUGGGGUUAGGGAAAACGGCUCCGGCACCUGCGUCAACGACGACACCAGUUUGUUCUCCGAAAACAACUAAGAACAACCAGGGAAAAGCAGAGGAAUCCGAAGUGCAGAGCAAUGGGAGGAGUCAGAAACAGGGGAACUUGACUGCGGGGUUGCGAGUUGUUCGUAAGCAUUUAGUAAAGAGCAGGUCCGCGUCUUCGGCUGUGGCAGCCGUUCCGACAAUGCCGUUCCAGGCCAGCAGUAGACGAGAUGAUUCACUGUUGCAGGAGGACGGCAUCCAGGGGGCCAUCUUACACUGCAAGAGAUCGUUUACUGCUACGAGAGAUUCAGAGACCUCUAUGCUUUCGCGGUGUGCGAGCGAUCCGUCUCACGAGAAGUUGAUCAGUUCGUCAAGAAAUUCUUCGGAUCUCUCACACAAGAAAGCAGUUAAUUCGUCUUCAGAUUUCUGA